Molecule: messenger RNA, 1140 nt
Organism: Scutellospora calospora
Lineage: Eukaryota; Fungi; Glomeromycota; Glomeromycetes; Diversisporales; Gigasporaceae
Source: the annotation of a GenBank genome assembly
AUGUUCGAUACGGCAGCAACCGCCUUCUCUUAUCAUGGUUCGAAUGCUCAGAAUUCCAAAGGCUUUUUUAGCAACAUAACCAUUCCAUCUGCUCUUACUACUCAAUUUUUAUCAUCUUCUUUAGUUAGGUUUCCUCUGAGUGGUUAUUUUAGUCAACGAGAAAACACAUCACAAAAUAUUUCUUCCCCAGAUACAACCAAUUUGAUCUCUCCUACUGUACCUCAACAACCAACUCAUAAUACUACUUCUCGACAAGAAACUAAUCAAAAUCAACAUCCUUUGCAAAAAAAUUCUCUUUCAUUGACCAUCUCCACCUCAGAAGUUGAUAAUGUGGGUAAUCUUAUUACUACCAGAGAAAAUCCAUCUAUUCCCGUAAUUACAACGAAUAAUAAUAAUCGUCGUAAUUCCAUGGCUAAUGUACCCGCCUCUUCAUCAUCUGCCGUAACACAUCCUCAUAGAAGAAAGAAAUCUUCUAAUAAAUUAAAUAGAAAGAAAAUUGACCAAUCCAUUGCUUUCUCUGCUUUUGCUGUCGAAGAAGAUCAUCAAGGAAACCCUGAUUGCGCAUUGGACCUUUACUUUCUCGGAUUAGAACAUAUGUUCGAUGCUCUUCCAAUUCAUGCUGAUCAAUCACGAAAAGAUGCCUUAGUAACUAAAUUACGUGAUUUUAUGGAUCGUGCAGGUUUAACUGAUGAAUUUAUCGAAUCUAUUAAUUCAUCGAAUAGACAAAUUUCUUCCUCUACCUCGGAAAGUAAUAAAUCUGAAGGUCCUGGAAUAUCUCAACAUAUAAUUCAAGCUGCAAUUACAAGUGCUAUAGCAAUUAAACAAUCUCCUAUUCCAGAUGCUAUAUCAGCUACUAUUAAUUAUACAAUGAAUAAAAUUAAAACUAUUGAUGAAACUUAUGGAUUACAAGAUAAAGCCUGGGAAAUUUCUCGAACUGGAAUUAAUUUGGCUUUAGAAAUUGAUCAACAAUAUAAUGUUCAUGAAAAAGUUGGAAAUGCUUUAUUCAUAGGAUUAGCUGCUGCUAUGAAAGCUGGAAUCGCUUAUAAAGAUUCUCCUUCAUAUCGUGAUUUGAAAAAAAUGCAAGUAAAUUAUGAUAUUAUUGGUGAUGAUAUUACUCUUGAUAUUACUGAUGAUUGUUGA